GAAAGCGUUUCUGCUGGGAACUGUAGAGAGCUACUUAAUGUAAUUAAAAAUCAAUUGUAUAAUGUAAAUAAAAAUGUUGAUGUUUUUGAAAAAGUAUAUAGUUUGCUAAUGGAGGCGUCUAAGCUUUUAAAUGAAAACACUACCCAUGAGAGUGGAAUACCUAUCAGUCAGCAGCAGCCUGCUAAAUACUGUCACAUUUUAGAUUUGCCAAAAAGGGGUAAAAAAAUGUCUUAUUCAAAUCGUUGUGGAAUAGCUAAGGACAAAAAAAAAGCUGGAGAAAAGAUAAAAAUUACAACAUUAGACUGUCCUGUUGUCAAUGUUGAAGAGGAAGUUAUCAUAGAAGACAUGGAUCUAGAUGGUCUGACUUCAUUUAAUUGUAAUGUACCAAAUAAACAUGUAACGCCAAAAGAAGAGUUUGAGAAAAUGAUUACAAUAAAAGACAACAGCCAAGAACUAUAUGUUUUGAAUCUUUGUUGUCCUAUCACCAGACAAGACUUAAGCACAAUUUGUAAUAAUGAAAUGCUAACGGACAACAUAAUUAAUGCUGCACAAAAAAUGUUGUUACAACAAUACCCAAAUACUAAAGGUCUGCAAGAUCCUAUUCUUGGACAAAACCUAAGUUUUGCAAUUUUAAAAAAUGAAGAGUUUGUCCAAGUGUUACAUGAUGGGUGUGCUCAUUGGUUUGCGAUCAGUACUGUAAGGUGUGAACCAGGGCAUGUCUUUGUUAUGGAUAGUCAUUUUACAGGCAAACUUAGCCAUGCCACUAUGAGACAGAUAUGUUCCAUAAUUCAUUGCCAAUUAGACAAAAUAAAAGUUACAAUUUUACCCGUUUAACAGCAAACAAAUGGUAUUGACUGCGGAAUAUAUAGGAACCCUGACGGAACCCUAACCCUAACCCUGACUUUACAGUAGCUGUUAUAUUUUAAGGACUAUCCGACGAAAAUAAAUUUUGAUGAAACAAAGCUUAGAAAGGAGCUGCUUAACUCUUUCCAAAGCAACUUUUUAAGUUUAUUUUCAACUUCUGAAAAGACUGCCAAACGGAAUGUACAAAAGGAAAUAAGUUUAGAUAUAUACUGCACUUGCAGAAUGAUUUGGGUUCCAUCUGAUAAAAACAUCUUUGGAAAACACAUGGUUGAAUGCUCAGGUUGUUUGCAGUGGUUUCACAGAAUGUGUGAAAGAAUUUCAGACGAUGUUCUUAAUAAUAAUGAUAUAAACUGGUAUUGCUCCAUGUGUGAAAAGAUAACAAAUACAAAUUGAAACUUC
Messenger RNA from Hydra vulgaris (swiftwater hydra), 1263 nucleotides. RefSeq lists its product as uncharacterized. Lineage: Eukaryota; Metazoa; Cnidaria; Hydrozoa; Anthoathecata; Hydridae. The record is from RefSeq and is a predicted model, not a curated record.